GGGCCCUGAGGGGAGGGCGCAGAUUCGGGGGGUCCCCGGGUCCCCUCGGGGGCUCCCGGUGUCCCCGAAGCCCCGGGAGGAGGCGGCGGCGCGGGGCUGGGCCUCACUCCCGCUCCGCGGCCUCUCCCGGCGGGGCCGGCGCGGGGCUGGGCCUCACCCCCGGUCCGCGGCCUCUCCCCGCGGGGCUGGGCCUACCCCCGGUCCGCGGCUCCGGUCCCCGUCCCGAGGAUUCCCCACCAGCCCCGGAAUUCCCCCGCGGCGCCUGCCAGGAGAAGGAAGAACUGGGGAAUUUCCCUGGAAAUGAGGAAUUUGCCUGGAAUUCUCUCCUUGAACCCCAGUCUCGGGCAGAUGUUUCCUGCUGGGCUCUGGCUCUAGGAUGUUGGAGAACCGGGAGGAAGAGCUGACCACGGUGCGGGUGCAGGAUCCGCGCGUGCAGAACGAGGGCUCCUGGAAUUCCUACGUGGAUUACAAGAUCUUCCUGCACACCAACAGCAAGGCCUUCACCGCCAAGACCUCGUGCGUGCGGCGCCGCUACCGCGAGUUCGUGUGGCUGCGGCGGCAGCUGCAGAGGAACGCCGGCCUGGUGCCGGUGCCCGAGCUGCCGGGGAGGUCGGCGUUCUUCGUGGGGAGCACGGACGAGUUCAUCGAGCGGCGCCGGCAGGGGCUGCAGCACUUCCUGGAGAGGGUGGUGCAGAGCGCCGUGCUGCUGUCCGACAGCCGCCUGCACCUGUUCCUGCAGAGCCAGCUGCCCGUGCCCGCCAUCGAGGCCUGCGUGCAGGGCCGGGGCCCGCACUCGGUCACCGAGGCCAUCCUGCACUACGCCAUGGCCGGCCGCGCCUGGGGACAGCGCGGGGACAGCGCGGGGCUGGGACCGGCCAGCUGUGCCAGCCUGGGCAGUGCCCAGGGCUCCCUGGAGAGUUUCCCCUACUGGAGUGACUUUGGCAUGGACGAGGCACGGCCGGAGAGCCCGGAGCGUCCGGCCGGACACGGAGUGACCCCUCUGGACAGCCCGGAAUUCCCAGCUGGACACGGAGUGACCCCUCUGGACAGCCCGGAAUUCCCAGCUGGACACGGAGUGACCCCUCUGGACAGCCCAGAAUUCCCAGCUGGACACUGAGUGACCCUUCUGGACAGCCCAGAAUUCCCAGCUGGACACCCAGUGACCCCUCUGGACAGCCCAGAAUUCCCAGCUGGACACGGAGUGAUCCCUCUGGGCAGCCCAGAAUUCCCAGCUGGACACUGAGUGACCCCUAAGGAGAGCCUGGGAUUCCCAGAAUUCCCAGCUGGACACGGAGUGACCCCUCUGGCCCCCCCAGGCCCCGCAGCCCUCGCUGGGAGAGGGAUCAGCGCGGAGCCGCUGGGAUGGCCACACUGGGAGCACUGGGAGCACUGGGAGCACUGGGAGCACUGGGAGCACUGGGAGCACUGGGAAUGCGGCCCCAGCCGUGGCCGAGCUCUUCCCCAGCACAUUCCCGAUAUUCCCUGAAAUUCCCAGCAGUGUUUUCCUCACUCUGCUCCUGCUCAGAUCCCUCUGGAAUUCCCAAACCGGGCUCAGAUCCCUCUGGAAUUCCCAAACCGGGCUCAGAUCCCUCUGGAAUUCCCAAACCGGGCUCAGAUCCCUCUGGAAUUCCCAAACUGGGCUGAGAUCCCUCUGGAAUCCCCAGACUGGGCUCAGAUCCCUCUGGAAUCCCCAGACCGGGCUCAGAUCCCUCUGGAAUUCCCAGACUGGGCUCAGAUCCCUCUGGAAUCCCCAGACUGGGCUCAGAUCCCUCUGGAAUCCCCAAACUGGGACAAUGGGAGCCGAGCUUCCCGCCGGGAGAAGGGAGGGACGGGGCUGGAGUUUGUGUCCCUUUCCCUCUGGGGCUGUUCCAGGGAUUUUUGGGAGAGCAGGAGCAGCCCGGCUGGUUUUGGUGUCCUCCCCCUCCCUCAGCACGUGGUGUGGGCAGGAAAUAAAAAUUAAAAAAAAUAAAAAUAAACGGAUAAAAUUC
This is a messenger RNA of Haemorhous mexicanus (house finch), 1988 nucleotides long. RefSeq names its product sorting nexin 11 (gene SNX11). Gene Ontology annotation, biological process: intracellular protein transport. The transcript is spliced from 8 exons. The coding region runs from base 377 to 1117 and encodes 246 amino acids. The record is from RefSeq and is a predicted model, not a curated record. Lineage: Eukaryota; Metazoa; Chordata; Aves; Passeriformes; Fringillidae. Gene Ontology annotation, molecular function: phosphatidylinositol binding.